GAAACCAUCGCCAUCUUCUUCCUCUGUCGUUAUCCCUCCGCGUCGGAUUCGAAUUCAAUUUUCAUUUCGCUGGCGGGAACACCAAUUCGAUCCCCUCUUUGUCUCUGUUCAUCGAAUCUCACGCUUUUAAAAUCCGUUUUCAUCUUUCGAGAGAGACAGAGAGAGGAUCGAGAAGAGGAGAUGAGGGUGUCGGACAACACGAGAGGCCUGAUCCUCGCCGUGAUCUCGAGCGCGUUCAUCGGUUCCAGCUUCAUCCUCAAGAAGCUGGGGCUCAGGCGUGCCGCCGCUUACGGCGCUCGCGCAGGGCUUGGAGGAUAUGCAUACCUACUAGAGCCACUAUGGUGGAUUGGGAUGACAACAAUGCUUUUUGGAGAGGCUGCAAAUUUCAUAGCAUAUGUCUUUGCUCCAGCAGUUCUUGUAACUCCUCUUGGAGCACUGAGUAUAAUUAUCAGUGCUGUUUUGUCACACUUCCUACUGGAGGAACGACUACAGAAGAUGGGUAUUUUGGGCUGUAUCUCCUGCAUAGUCGGUUCUGUUGUCAUUGUAAUCCAUGCUCCUCAGGAGCAUUCUCCUGGUUCUGUUGAAGAAAUAUGGAUUCUGGCUACUCAACCUGAGUUUAUGCUUUAUUCUGCAGCUACCUUAGCGAUUGUAUUGGCAUUGAUCUUACACUUUGAACCACGCUAUGGGCAAACAAACAUUUUAGUUUAUCUGAGCAUCUGUUCUUUGAUGGGAUCACUGACGAUUGUCAGCAUAAAGGCUAUUGGAGUUGCAAUAAAGCUUACAUUGGAGGGAAUUAGUCAGAUAGCUUAUCCGCAGACGUGGUUUUUUGUUGCUGUUGCAGUCAUAUGCAUUGUCACUCAAUUGAAUUACCUAAACAAGGCAUUGGACACCUUCAAUACUGCUAUGGUCUCACCAAUCUAUUAUGUCAUGUUUACGACUAUGACAAUAGUUGCAAGUGGAAUUAUGUUCAAGGAUUGGUACGGUCAAAGUUUGAGCACUAUUGCUUCUGAAUUAUGUGGAUUCAUAACCGUUCUUUCUGGUACAAUGUUAUUGCAAUUGACAAGAGAGCAUGAAGUGAAUGCCUCAGCAGCUUCCAUAUCAUGGCAUGUUUGUAAAGGCAAUAUAGAGUCACUGAAGGAUGUUGAGAAUAAUGAUCAUUUUGUAGCCUUGCUCGCUUCAGAAUAUGUCAAGUGAUGAUAAAAGUAUUUCUCAGCGGAAAAUGAAAUGAUUCUUGCAAGUUUGAGAGGAAACGAUUGAAUGGAAGGUGGAAAUGGGAUAAGAUCGUCUCUUGUUCAAUAGAGAUAUCUCGUGAGACGUAUUCAAGCCGGGUGCACCGUACCUAAGCCCGUGCAAUUCAUUGAGGUACACUGAACAAAUUUGAAAGUAAAGAGUACGCUGCCUGUAGAGGGAACAAAUUAAGCCGAGCUGCACUUGGACUUUUAGUAGGAAAUUUUGUCGUAUAUGUAUUUAUUUGUAUAAAAUAUAUACCUUUUUCUCUAUGAAAAAGGUUAGUAAGAGGUACCUAUUGAUACUGUAUGCGGUGAAAGAAUCACAAAGUUCAACAAUUUAAGAGUUGAUAUGUUUUU
Asparagus officinalis (garden asparagus) is the source of this 1586-nucleotide messenger RNA. Its product is annotated as probable magnesium transporter NIPA6. Gene Ontology annotation, cellular component: membrane. The record is from RefSeq and is a predicted model, not a curated record. Gene Ontology annotation, molecular function: magnesium ion transmembrane transporter activity. The transcript is spliced from 9 exons. Gene Ontology annotation, biological process: magnesium ion transport. Bases 181 to 1194 code for a protein of 337 amino acids. Lineage: Eukaryota; Viridiplantae; Streptophyta; Magnoliopsida; Asparagales; Asparagaceae.